Messenger RNA from Coffea arabica (coffee), 540 nucleotides. The record is from RefSeq and is a predicted model, not a curated record. NCBI's taxonomy places the organism in Eukaryota, Viridiplantae, Streptophyta, Magnoliopsida, Gentianales, Rubiaceae.
AUGGAUCAAGAAGAGUGUAGUGAAAUAAAGGAAGAAGAUAAAAGGUGGAUACCAUCAAGGGAAAGAUGCACAAGAAUUAACAUUGAUGCAAUAGUACAAAAAUCAAAAGAAAAAGUUGGAUGGGGUAUAGUAGCUAGAAAUUUUGAGAGAAAGCUCAUCAUGGCAUGGGCAAUGCCAAACAAAUAUCUCUCAGUACUAGUGGUGGAGAAAGCACUAGCCAUACAAAUGGCUUUGAUAAAAGCAAAACAGAAAGGAUGGAAGGAAAUAGAGAUCCAGUCAAAUUGCAAAACUAUAAUAGGGAAGCUACAAGAAGACUCAGUUGAGGAUGUCAACUGUGCUACAGUUUUGGAGGAUAUUAUAAAGCUAUGGAACGAGUUUGAUGUUUGUCAUUUUUCUUUCAUUAGAAGAAUAGGCAAUGUAGUUAGUCAUAUGUUGGCAAAAUUCGCCAUGAACUUGAUCACUAAUGUAACCUGGGAAAGAGACUUCCCAACUUGGCUCAAUAUGUCAGCCAAGAAAGACAGGACAAAGCAGUUGAUCUGA